UGGUAUAGUUUAUAUGAGUAAAUCAAGCAUAUAAGGGGAUUUUCCUAACACAUUAUUGUAGACUUUAUCUAUCUUCUCUCAAGAUUGCAAAGCUUAAACCGUGGUUGUUCCAGAGAUCUAUUUAGCUAGCCAUUAAUUUAUGGGUCCCGGAGGACCAGGAGGUUGGGGUGGUGGUGGUGGUGGCGGCCCUGGUGGUUGGGGCGGUGGUGGAGGAGGCGGCCCUGGUGGUUGGGGUGGUGGUGGCCCUGGAGGCCCCGGAGGUUUGUUUGGUGGAUUUGUUAAUGGCAUAUGUAACUUAGUCGGAUCAUGCUUGUCUUGCAUAUGCUGUUGCUGGCUGCUGCAAGAUUGCUUUGGCGGUGGCCCGGGGCCAGGUUUUGGCCCUCCUGGUGGUGGUGGUGGCCGUCCAUUCUAAUCCGGCUGCAAUGGAUGGAGAAAGAGAUCUUAUUCUUAUCAUCAUUAUCAUUUGUUGUUGAAUAAUUUCUUGUUGUGUUUGUUUACAUGACUAUGUACACUAUGUAGUCAUGCUCUCUUAUCCCUAUUGAAAAACACCCUCAGUUUGUUGUUAUGUGUUUUUAUUGUCCUUUGUUGGCUAUCUUUGUGAUUUA
Molecule: messenger RNA, 605 nt
Organism: Impatiens glandulifera
Lineage: Eukaryota; Viridiplantae; Streptophyta; Magnoliopsida; Ericales; Balsaminaceae
Product: glycine-rich protein 23-like
Exons: 2
Coding region: 140-412 (90 amino acids)
Source: RefSeq, a predicted model, not a curated record